UUUACUAUGGAGAUGGUUGGGUCUGAGACAGAAAGCAUACCGAAAAGCUACACUUUGAACAUGUUCAAAGACUUUGUUCCUAUGUCUGUCUUCUCUGAAACAAGUCAAGGUGCGCUUGCAAUGGAAGGAAAGGUUGAGCAUAAAUUCGACAUGAAACCGCAUGCGGAAAACAUAGAGGAAUACGGGAGAUUGUGUCGAGAAAGGACAAAUAAGUCUAUGAUCAAGAACAGGCAAAUACAGGUUAUUGAUAAUGAUCGUGGAGUGCACAUGAGGCCAAUGCCUGGAAUGAUUGGCCUGAUUUCAUCUAACCCCAAGGAUAAGAAGAAACCGAUGCCAGUUAAACAAUCAGAGGUGAAGAGAACCCGAAGGGAUCGCGGGGAACUGGAAGAUAUAAUGUUCAAGCUGUUGGAGAGACAACCGAACUGGACUUUAAAGCAACUUGUGCAAGAGACUGAUCAACCUGCUCAAUUCCUGAAAGAAAUAUUGAACGAGCUCUGCGUGUACAAUAAGAGAGGUGCCAAUCAAGGAACUUACGAGCUUAAGCCGGAGUAUAAAAAAUAUGCAGAGGACACUGCAGAUGAAUAGGUCAGAUAUAGCUGUAGCGUAACCUAAAUUUUCUUUGUCUCAUGGCAUUUACUUCAUUUAAUGGGGAACAUGUCUGAAACAACCCUUAUAGAUAGAACCAGCUUUAGGAAGAAGGAAACAUUUGAC
Molecule: messenger RNA, 711 nt
Organism: Hibiscus syriacus
Lineage: Eukaryota; Viridiplantae; Streptophyta; Magnoliopsida; Malvales; Malvaceae
Product: transcription initiation factor IIF subunit beta-like
Exons: 5
Biological process (GO): transcription initiation at RNA polymerase II promoter; transcription by RNA polymerase II
Cellular component (GO): transcription factor TFIIF complex
Source: RefSeq, a predicted model, not a curated record